UUUUCGAUAUGAAUAUAUUGUAUACAUAUAAGAUCAAAUUUUGGGGGUAUUUUUGAAACUUGGAUAAAAUAUGAAUAAAUACUUGGGUUUUUAUUAUCCAUGAAAGCCUACUUAUUUAAAUAAUUGGUAAUGAUUAAUUAAAAAAAUAUUAUCAGUCCGCGAAAGAAAGUAGUGUUAUGAAAAUGUAGCGUCAAAAGUGAAAUAUUUCUCAGAAUAUUUGUUUAAAAUAUAAAUAACAUAUUAGAAAAUACAUUUUAAAAAACAAACUGCAAAAUUUGUUCCAAGAAUUAAACAUAUUUAAACUUUAGACAAACCACUAUUUUUACACGAUUGACGUAAUUGGUGGUACCAAAAUAAACUACAUCUUAUUGCGCUGUUUUCCCGCGUUAGCGGUAAAUCGUUCAAAGGGAAAAUGAAAUGUAAAAAAAUAGGUCUCUAGAUGUAAUCCAAAUUUUCUCAGUAUAUACAUCAAUUAAUGUAUAUAAUUGUUACUCAUUGAUUAAAUCAUAUAAACAAAUAUUGUUUAAAUAAACACUUUGAUUUUAUAAAAAUUAUUAUGGAAAUUUUGAGAGUUGGAAGUAUGUAUCAAUACGCGCACGCUGUCUGUGUUUGUAAACAAAGUGUCGAGGGAGAAGAUCAGCAGUGUCGAAGUUAUCAAUUGAAGAAUCUACAGCGAGAGAAAGAAUUAAAGUGAGCAGUUCCAGUUGAAAAGAUGCUUAACAUAGCAAAGCUGAAAAAUUCCAAAAGCAAUAAGCCCUACACACUGCCUUUGAAAGCAAGAGUUGGUGGAGUGAGUGGAGCUAUGCAUUAUCAGGUUGAUGGAGGAGAAAAAAAGGAGUACAAAAUCAUUGGAGUUGCUGACAGCACUGGAGCCAUCAAGUGCAUCCUGUAUGACAGGACAAAAGAAAAAACUUUGCAGAAGGGAAACUCAGUAAUUCUUAUGAAUUACAUCUUCAAAAGAGAGCCAUCAGAGUCAAUAAUCAUAACAAAAAAUUCUAAAGUCAUGAAGACUUCCAACUUGGAAGUUGGACAAGAACUGCUGGACAGGGCGGAAUUAAUCGCCAAUCCGCCACCAGCAGUGACAAUUCCUAUCAAAAAGGCAAAGACCAGUCCAGUAAAAACCCAGGUCUCCAUUCAGGGUCGAGUUGUUUCAGAAGAUAUGAUUAAAACUGUGAAAGUCAAAGGAAAUGAUGUCCAAGUGAAAUCUGUAACUUUAAAAGAUGAAACGGAUUGUGUAAAGGUGUCGCUGUGGAGAAAUCUAUCCGAUUCAGCAGCAGUUGGAAAAUUUCUGAGUUUUACUGAUGUAGUCGUAACAAGUUUCAAUGAUGAAGUCUCUGUGUCAACAACAUCAAAGACAACCAUUCAGGAAAAAGAACCACCAAGCUCAAGUUUGGAAGGGACUGUUGUUGGGUAUGAGGUUGGUGACAACUGCUUCACAGUACUCUUUACAAUUGGAGAAGAUUUCCAAACUUUCACAAUUGCUUUGGACAUUCUUGUUGAAUUCCUGGAAUGUACCGAUGAAGAAGUGGAGAAUACGUUGCAACAAAAACUACCAUUCUCCUGCAGACUACAGGUUAAGGAUAGCUCUGUAGAGUCAAUAACAAAUUCAUAAAUUUAUGAUAAUGUUGUUUGACACUAUUAAUUGUUGGUAGUAAAUGAUUCAAGUUCAGUUCUUCAAAACAAGAUUAUUUUGAACUGAGGGAUUGAUAAAGUGUUCUCAGGAUGACCAUAUUGUGUUCAACUAGAAACUUAAAUAUUCUUUUAAAAAAAAUUGUUGGAUUUCAGUUUUGUAAAUUUGUAAUCUUGGUUGCAAUAUUCUUUUCAAUCAGCCAUUUUCCUAUUUUUCACAUUAACACCUUUUUAUGUUCUUUGCUGAAGUUAAAUAAUGAAUGUCAAUGGUACAUUUACAUUUUAUGAUAUUCUACUUGUGAACUAUUCAAUUUUUUCUAAACACUAAAAUCUACAAAACAUGAAUUGUGAUGACAUAUAACCAGUUUUAAUUGUAUUUAAUCAACCCUUUCUGAUAUGAUUUUAAGUUUAUUAAUGCAUUAACUGGUUAUUUAAUGCACUCACUUUUUACAUGUUUGCAUUAUUUUAAUUUUUACCUUUGUGUGCUGAACUCUAGUCUUGACAUUACAUGUAUUUGUUUCUGUGGAUAAAUGUUCUCCUUUUUUUUUUAUUGUUUUCUUUUUGAGUAGUUCAAUCUACUGUUGUUUCAACUGAUAGUUGAAUAUAUGAGCAGAAGUAAAUGUAAUGUUUGAAAGCAUGGAUACCUUUUUAUUAUUUUAAGGUUCAUUGCUGCAUUUACUGGUAAUUUAAUGCACUUGUUUACAUGCUUGCAUCAUUUUCAUUGUUUUACCAAUGUAUGUUUGGAUUCUUGACAUAAUUUGUUUUCCUGUAGAUAGAUGUACAAAUUUUUUAUGUUUCCUUUUAGAACAGUUACAUUUAACUUUUUUGUUUGAACUGAUGGCUGAAUACAUGUCCGAGCAGAAGCAAAUGUAAUAUUUCAAAGCAUAGAUACUAUUUCAUUAUUUUUUAUAUUAUAACUGGGUAACUAUACAGUUUUUGAUAUGCCAUUUUUAUAUCCUUUGCAGGUCUCAUUGUGCACAAAUAUCUUGUGCGAUACUUUCUAAAGUUAAUUAAUGCUUGUACAUGACAAUCACAAAUAUUUCAUUUUUGAAAUUUUUGUUUACCUUGUUUACUUUUGAAAAUAUAGCCAGUUUACACCCUUAUUGUAAUAAAGCCUGUCUGAUCCCAUUUUGGGUUCAUUAUUGGAUUUGGAUAUAUGCAUUUGUAUACUUGCAUGCAUCAUUAGAAUUUUUUUUUUAGUUGAGAUGAACAACUGAGAUAGAUGUAUUAUUUCUUGUUUUUCUUCUAGGAUAGUUAAAUUUCUCUUUACACAAACUGAUGGUAGAAUGCAGCACUCAUUGGACGCAGAGUGCACGUAAUUAGUAGUUUUGAUAGCACUGAUUCUUUUUCAAUAUUCGAUAUAAAUAUCUGUUGUUCUUUUGAAAUUGUUUAUGCAUAUAUGAUGAAAAAUUACUGUUAGUGAUUGUAUACAAUAGAUCUCUACUUCUUAUUCUGCUUUUGCUUUUACUUGCAAUUGUGUUAAACUAGAACUAUUAAACAUUUUAGGAUUUUUUUGUUAAAAUUGUUGGUAUUUUACUUAAAAAUAUCAUCUUAAAUUUGAAAGUUUUUAUUUGUUUCUAACUGAAAAUGUAUAGUCAUUUUUUAACAACUUUCAUAAAAAUUGAUAAUCAGGAACUAUAAUUUUAUGUCCACUGAUGUCAAUAUUGGUGCUACAUUUUUUUUAUUGUUAAUAAACCAGUUACUUUGA
Magallana angulata is the source of this 3337-nucleotide messenger RNA. RefSeq lists its product as uncharacterized. The coding region runs from base 713 to 1612 and encodes 299 amino acids. The record is from RefSeq and is a predicted model, not a curated record. The transcript is spliced from 4 exons. NCBI's taxonomy places the organism in Eukaryota, Metazoa, Mollusca, Bivalvia, Ostreida, Ostreidae.